Messenger RNA from Astyanax mexicanus (Mexican tetra), 4665 nucleotides. Its product is annotated as NACHT, LRR and PYD domains-containing protein 12. The record is from RefSeq and is a predicted model, not a curated record. Lineage: Eukaryota; Metazoa; Chordata; Actinopteri; Characiformes; Acestrorhamphidae. The transcript has 9 exons. Gene Ontology annotation, molecular function: protein binding. The coding region runs from base 35 to 4069 and encodes 1344 amino acids.
AGCAUCUCUGGUGUCUAGCUGAAGCUCCUCCACGAUGGAGUCUCAUCACUCCUCAUCUGUAGGAGAACCCCCUGUCCCACAAAUGCAGAAAUCCACAGCAGAACCUCCAGAGCCCAGCUGUGUGUCUAUGAAGAGUAACAGGUCAAUAUUUGAACCUCCUACCUUCAGUAAUAAAGGAGAACCUCCAGAACCCAGCUGUGUGUCUAUAAAGAGUAACCACUCAAUGAUUCAACCUCCUACCUUCAGUAAUAAAGGAGAACCUCCAGAACCCAGCUGUGUGUCUAUAAAGAGUAACCACUCAAUGAUUCAACCUCCUACCUUCAGUAAUAAAGGAGAACCUACAGAACCCAGCUGUGUGUCUAUGAAGAGUAACAGGUCGAUGCCUGAACCUCCUGCCUUCAGUAAUAAAGGAGAACCUCCAGAGCCCAGCUGUGUGUCUAUGAAGAGUAACAGGUCGAUGCCUGAACCUCCUGCCUUCAGUAAUAAAGGAGAACCUCCAGAGCCCAGCUGUGUGUCUAUGAAGAGUAACAGGUCGAUGCCUGAACCUCCUACCUUCAGUAAUAAAAGAGAACCUCUAGAGCCCAGCGGUGUGUCUAUGAAGAGUAACAGGUCGAUGCCUGAACCUCCUUCCUUCAGUAAUAAAGGAGAACCUCCAGAGCCCAGGGGGAGGAGUGGUCUGGUCCAGGAUCAGUGCAGGUGUGGAGUGUGUGAGCAGCUUCUGACAGAUCCAGUCUCGAUCACCUGUGGACACAGUUUCUGCAGACAGUGUAUCAGCAGCUUCAGGAACAAAACUGCUCUGUUAGGAGACUUUAUCUGUCCCUGCUGCAGAAAGAACUCUAGAACACGUCCUGCUCUACAUCCACACAUAGAGGAGUCUAGAAAGCAGGAUUCCUACCAACCAGUGGAUGAUGUUCUGCAGAGAGUCUUUCAGAAACACAAAACCAGCAUGAAGAACAGGUACGAAAGCUUAUUUGAGGGAAUCAAAACACCAGAGAAUAGAACCCUCCUGAACAGGAUUUACACUCAGCUCUACAUCAUAGAGGGAGAGAGUGAAGGAGUUAAUAAAGAACAUGAGAUUCUAAAGAUGGAGAAACAAUCCAGCAGAUACUUACAGGACACUCCAAUCAACUGCUCAGAUAUUUUUAGGCCUGAAGAAAAUCCUGAUCGAGAAACUGAAGAUGAGCACAUUAGAGCUGCAAUGCUUAGUGGUCUUGGAGAAAUCAAAAUAAAAGAGGACAAAGGACCAAAGAAGAUCCGAACUGUCCUGACUAAAGGAAUUGCUGGAAUUGGGAAAACUGUCUCUGUGCAGAAGUUCAUUCUUGACUGGGCUGAAGGAAAAGCCAACCAGGAUGUGGAUUUCAUGUUUGUGCUUCCGUUCCGAGAACUGAACCUGAUUAAAGAUGAUCAGUACAGUCUUCAUAGACUUCUGUGUGCCUUCCACCCUGAUCUCAAAGAUCUGGACCCUAAGAUCUACAAUACAUGCAGAAUUGUGUUCAUCUUUGAUGGACUGGAUGAAAGCAGAAUUCCACUGUACUUUGAGAGGUGUAAGAAAGUAUCUGAUGUAACCAUGACAUCAUCAGUUGGUGUGUUGAUAUCAAACCUUCUUGAAGGCGAGCUGCUGCCCUCUGCUCACAUCUGGAUUACCUCCCGGCCCGCAGCAGCCAAUCAGAUUCCUCCUCGGUACAUCAGCCGUGUGACAGAAAUUCAGGGAUUUAAUGAGCCACAGAAGGAGGAGUACUUUAGGAAGAGGAUCAGUGACCAAGACCAAGCCCAGAAAAUCAUCUCCCACAUUAAGACAGCGAGGAGCCUCCACAUCAUGUGCCACAUUCCCGUCUUCUGCUGGAUCUCAGCCACUGUGCUUCAGAAAAUCCUGAAACAGAGUGAUACAGAAAUCCCUAAAACUCUGACUGAAAUGUACUCCCACUUCCUGAUCACUCAGACCAGCAUGAAGAAUGAGAAGUAUGAGGGAAGCUAUGAUAGGGAUACAGAAGAAUUGCUGGAAUCCAACAGAACUGUGCUCCUGAAACUGGCUAAACUGGCUUUCUAUCAGCUGAUGAAGGGGAAUGUGAUGUUCUAUGAAGAGGACCUGAGAGAGAGUGGUAUUGAUCUCACAGAGGCCUCAGUGUAUUCUGGGAUUUGCACUGAGAUCUUCAGGGAAGAAUGUGUGCUUUAUCAGAGGAAGGUCUACAGCUUUGUUCAUCUGAGCUUUCAGGAGUUCCUGGCUGCUCUGUAUGUGUUUCACUGCUACAUGAUCAAGAACAUGGAGGUACUGGAAGUUUUUGAAAAAUGGAUCAGUAUGUUUGAAAAUGUUUCACUGGAUAAACUCCUGUGUGGAGCAGUGGAUGAAGCCUUAAAGAGUCAGAAUGGACACCUGGAUCUUUUCCUCCGUUUCCUGCUGGGCAUCUCACUGGAGUCGAGUCAGAAGAUCCUACGGGGGCUCCUGAUGCACACAGUGAGCAGCUCAGAGAGCAUCAACAAAACAGUGCAGCACAUCAUAGAGAAAAUGGAAGAUAGCAAUCUUCCUAAUGACAGAUCUGUUAACCUGUUCCUCUGUCUGACUGAAGUGAAAGACCAGCAUUUAUCCAGAAAGAUUCAGGAGUUCCUAAAAUCAGAGAAACGCUCAGAAUAUAAACUCUCUGCUGCAGAGUGUUCAGCUCUGUGCUACAUGCUGCAGAUCUCAGAGGAGGUGCUGGAUGAAUUAGACCUGAAGAAAUACAGCACAUCAGAGAGCUCCUAUAUGAAACUUUUUCCAGCUGUGAACAACUGCCGAAAGGCUCUACUAGCUCACUGUAAUCUCACCGUGAAGCACUGGGAAAGUAUCUGCUCUGUUCUGAAAUCAGAAAACUCCUCCCUGAUAGAGCUGGACCUCAGUAAAAAUGACCUGCAGGAUUCAGGAGAGGAGCUGCUCUCUGCUGGACUGAAGAGUUCACACUGUAAACUGCAGAUACUCAGACUGGCUUUCUGUGAUGUUGGUGCAAAGACAUGUGAAGCUCUGGGCUGUGUUUUAAACCUGGAAAACUCCUACCUAAAAGAUCUGGACCUCAGUAACAAUGGCCUGCAGGAUUCAGGAGUGGAGCUGCUCUCUGCUGGAUUAAAGGGUUCACACUGUAAACUUAAGAUUCUCAGACUGGCUUACUGUGAUCUUGGUGUUAAGACAUGUGAAAUACUAGGAUCAGUUUUAAACUUGGAAAACUCCUCCCUGAAAGAGCUGGACCUUAGUAACAAUGACCUGCAGGAUUCAGGAGUGGAGCUGCUCUCUGUUGGACUGAAGAGUUCACACUGUAAACUGGAGACACUCAGAUUAUCUGGCUGCAUGGUCACAGAAGAAGGCUGUGUUUCUCUGGCUGCUGCACUGAGUUCAAAUCCCUUCCACCUGAAAGAACUGGAUCUGACCUACAACCACCCAGGAGAUUUAGGAGUAAAACUGCUCUCUGCUAGACUGCAGGAUCCAAACUGCACACUCAACACACUCAGAGUUGAACAUGGAGGGAAACUUAGAAUCAAACCAGGACUUAAGAAAUGGUUCUGUGAUUUCACACUGGAUCCAAACACAGUAAACCCUCAUCUCUCUUUGAGUGAGGACAACAGGAGGGCGAUGAGGAGAGAGGAACUGCAGUCGUAUCCUGAUCAUCCAGAGAUGUUUGAUUAUUGGCCACAAGUUCUGAGUAGAGAGAGUGUUACUGGGCGCUGUUACUGGGAGGCUGAGUGGAGCGGAAGAGGAGCUGCUGUAGCUCUGAGUUAUAAAACCAUCAGCAGGAAAGGAGGAGAAUCAGACUGUUGGUUUGGAGGGAAUAUAAACUCCUGGAGUCUGAGCUGCUCUGAUAACAGAUACUCUGUUUAUCACAAUAAGAAAAGAACCGCUCUCCGCCCUCCUCCCUCCGGCUGUAGGAGAAUAGGAGUGUAUGUGGACUGUCCCGCCGGCAUUCUGUCCUUCUACAGCGUCUCCUCUGAUACACAGUCACAAACAAACACACACUUAUAUACACUUAACACCACAUUCACUGAGCCCCUCUAUGUAGGAUUUGCUGUUUAUGAUGAUUCCUCAGUGUCAGUGUAUGAGAUAGAUUAAUCUUCCCUCUGUGAGUAUGAGUGUGUGAGUGUGGGUGUGAGUGAGUGCGUAUGAAUGUGAUUGUGUGAGUAUGAGUGAGCAGGGCUCUAAACUAGCUUUUUGCACUGGUUGCACUGGUGUGCCUAAUUUUGUUUCUUAGGUCAACCUGGAAAAGUUUUGGCAACCUUGCAUUAAACAUCACAGUUUUACAGGUUCACUUGAAAUACAGGCAAUUGAAUAAAGGUACAUGUGUAGACCUCAUAGACCUACAAAAGUUUGUAGGUCUAUGAAAAAGAUAUAAAUUAAGUCUUAAUCACAAACAAAUAUAAAACACAUCAUACAAACAUUUUCACUGUUUUUAUUAAUACAUUCUUAAUUCCUGUAAGCUUUCAUCACCCUUAUAAAACAGAGCAUAAUUUUGACUGACAGAAUUGAGCUUUGAACUGUUGCAUGUGUUCACAAGACAGUCCAUCUUCAUACGUCCUCUUUCACACGUUUAUCCUUCUGAACCACUAAAGAACGCUAAUCACCUGUAUCAGGAGUAGUUUUGAUUACAGUGUUUAAUGUAAUAUUUCUUUUAUGUUUUAUAGAAAAUAAAUUCACUGGAACUGCUUAUA